This is a messenger RNA of Amoebophrya sp. A25, 4688 nucleotides long. The record is from the annotation of a GenBank genome assembly. NCBI's taxonomy places the organism in Eukaryota, Dinophyceae, Syndiniales, Amoebophryaceae.
CUUCAGUUUCGCAUAUGUCGUCAGUAUCCACCUACUACCGUACAGGAGCAUCAGCCUCUGCGCGUCAGCUGUCUGCGAACGUUGAGCGACCUGAAAGACGACAGCAGCAGAGUUCUACCACAACAUCAAGAAGAAGCAGCUCGCACCAGGUAGUGUCCUCUUCGUCAGCGACGGAUAUGAUUACGGGUGACAAGGAGAUGAGAAGUGUGAGUGUCGCCACAGCUAUUAGAAAUAGAAGCGAUGUGGAUGACGUCGAUUCCCCGUCACUAGAGGGACCACGGGGCCCUCUUGUGGCUGUCACGGAUUUCUACCUGAAGAGCCCAGUGAAAGAGGCGGAGACGAAGCCGGCGGAGUCAUCUGCCAUAUCGUGUGACCCCGACGAGCACCAUAAACGACACGAGGACGAAGCGAUCUUCCAGGAACAGCAACAACAUCAAGAUGAAGCAGUAACAACUGCAACAACUACAGUUGCGUCGAGUGCUCUUCGCAGCUCCUCCUCGUCAUCAGCGGGCCUGAGUCAGGGCCUGAGGGAACACAGUAGCAAAUUAACACAGGUGAGCGUGAUCGCCGCAGCAAUGAAAGCUGAAGAGAUGAUGCAUCUGGAGAGAGGAGCGGCUGAAGAAUGUGCGACCGCAUCUAGCACGUAUGAAACGAAAAAGUGCACUCACACUCAAGAUUUAAGUAGGAAAAUAGUAGCCACUUUUUUUGAGUGUGAGUGCACUUUUUUCUUUCAUAGCGCGGCAGCUUCUAGUACUGCAACGAGUAGCACGACAGGGGCGCUGCUUUCUCCUGGGGGUGCAAAUCUCAAUAACGCUUUGGGUACGAUAGAUCAUCAUCAUAGUACAGUCAGUUGCAUUGCAGCGCGAGACAACCACAACAGUGCAGCAGACGUCGAGCUUCUACAGUACCACGGCGAGCCAGGAGCAUUAGCAGUAUCUUCGAAUGAGAACGACAUUGAAAUUAAUGUUGAUGUCGUAGCGCCUUCGAGUAAUCAUGCCAUCACAAAACCACGGCCAGUCGUCCCACCUGUUCCGAUACCACCACUGGAGCUCCUUUCAGCAUCCUCUAGCCCGUCUGAAGAAAGAUCAUCUGCGGUUCCUGCCUAUCAUGUCGAUAAAGCGAUGGGUGCAAGGACCACGGUGGCUAGUACCGCACGCGGGUCACCAGCAGGCGACCGCGAUACCGACAGCAGCAGAGUUGUCAAUAGCAGAGUCAAUAGCUUGAGUCAGGAUGGAACAGGAAGGACGACAACUGGAGGUGUAUCAACAGUCUCUGCUCCUGGAGGUCCAGUUACAAGUAGUAGGAGUGCCUGCAGCACAGGCUCCGGCGCAGCUCGUUGUACAAGUAGUUCGUCAUCUUCUGGCAGUACGUCUAGUAGUCUUCAUCAUCCACCCUCCGCAACCCCUCGAGUGCUGACGCCGCGAGAAAAGCGCAGAAGAGAAAGACUCGCGGACCUGCCACGCUUGCUUAGACUCGUGAAAGCUCGUGUAGACAGGUUUUUCCACGGCGAUUUCCUUCCUGACUGCUGCGCUCGAUCACCCGUGUACGCGAUGGCGCCAACGGAGUGUGCGCAACAUCGUGCAUUGUGGAACUUUGUUCUAGAGAAAGUAGCCAUUUCUCCACCGGGGAAUAGUUUCUCUGAUGCCACGACCGCAAGUGCGAUGCCCAGCACAGCUCCUAUGUUUCACGACAGGGAGCAGGAAGCACAAUAUUCCUGCAGCUCAUCAAGUUCCUCUUGUAGUACGAGUUUUCAUCAUGGUCAUGCUGUAGAUGACUUUCAAGAGCCACCAUCUCGGAAGUUGGGACAACAUCGUCACAGCCGCGCCAUCACGAGCACAACACCUAUAGGGGGAUUUUGCGCUGCCUUAGCGAUGCUAGCGGAAUUGCAACGACAAGCUUCUUCGCUUCCUGGCAGCAACAAUCUUCAGAACCAGCAUCUCCAACAAGCGCACAAACUUCAGCAACAAGAGCACCAGAUGAACAUGUUGUUACCUCAACAAGAACAGCUAGUCGAUACUAGUGAAGCCAAUCACCGUCUCAAGUUUGUUGGGGAGGAUAGUAGUUGCCUGAUCGUGAACAACUCUACUAGCAGAGAGCCGUCACCACUGGAUGGCUCUUUUGGUGUCGGUGAAGAGAGAAAUCGACGAACGACUCGCCAGGACAGCGGGCUCUUCAACACUGGCACGACAGGUAGUGCACACUACAGUGGAGGUCUAACGCCACUUCUAGCAGUACCAGGGGCAACCGCAGGAAUGACUGCCGAACACCUUUCGCGGCUUCUAGAUGGGAAUCCUGCUGCUCGCAUUGUGAUGGACCGGCUUGUAGAGUUAGAAGGAGCAGGGGACCGGAUAUCAGGCAGCGCGGUGAUGAAGAGCAAGCUGAACCGCCUGCGGGCAUCGUCGAGCAGAACUCGACGUCAUCGAUCAACUGAUGUUACUAGUACAAGGAGGUGCUCAUCUUCAGGUGGUGAGGUCGAUCGAGUUCGAGAAAGACAGAGGAUAGAUAGAGCUACUGCAGUCUCUAGAAAUAAUGGCGUCGAAGAGCUUGAACGGGCUGCAGCCACGUUGCAACGACGAAGCACGAGAAUGAUGAGGCACCAGCUUUAUCCGCCUCAACCUUCACGAACACCAACUACAACUACAUUUGAUCCUUUGAAACAUCAGGGAAGAUCAACCACGUCAACGCUGGACAAAGUACAAGAUGCACUUCUCCCGUCAAGUAAGAUCAUCGGGCGAAACGUAUCAUCUUCAACAGGAGGAGGACUUGCACCUGCAUCUUCUUCAACACGACUAGCAACUACCACAGGAGCAUCAGCAGGAUUAGUGUCAGCAUCAGCCAGUUCGUCUUGCGUGGACGUGAUGCUUCGCACACGAAUGUGGACACCAAAGAGACCGCAGAUCUCCUUCCUAGACCCUACACGCUUGUGCGGUGGCUUCGAAGCGCUUAGUCUGUGGAGUAUGAAGUGGCGACCUGUUGAUAUUGUUGAGGUUCUCACAAGCACUAAAAACGCAGAGCAGCUCGUCCGAGUGCACUAUCGUGGAUACGCUCACAAAUACGAUGAGCUAAUCCCAGAUAAUGCUGGCCGCUGUCCUGUGCGUUUGCGGCCCUGUCUCAGGGGAAAUUUGUUUGAUCAAGAGACGAAGAACAACAACAAUCUUCAUGCUGAAGAUUCCAAUUCCGAACAUCAUCCUCAAUUACGGGACUUGGCUGCUGAAGUUCGCAAACAGAGACAAAAGACUUGGAGAUUCGUCAUUCCAAGCUCACAGGGUGGAAAACAGGAGGACGAUGAAAAGGAAGCAGAUCAUCGUGAAGAAUGGAAAAGCGCAGUCGUGAAGAAUGGAUGUAGACGAAAUAGUAAGAUUAAGGCUCAGCUUUCAAUGGUCAUUGGGGUUGGUCACUGGCGACCCCUUGAGGAAAGAUGGGGGGAAAACAAAGGGAAAGGGGAGAGCUUUGAAGGGGGUCCCUUCCGUUCAGAGUCAGUGACCAUUGAAGGCUGAGCUUUAAUAAGAGUCGAACGUCUUGUUCAAAUUCACGGACGGGGAUACGGUUCACGUCUACCUCUGCUCCAGCGGCCUAUGAUAGGAAGAAUCGGAAGCGAUGGAGCACUCAGCUCGAUGACCUGGUGAAGAUGUUUUACUAGAAAUAGAGAAGUCAAAGUGGCAUAUACAGAUCCAGUAUUCAACCUAGGAAAUUCUCCUUAUAAUCAUACGAUAUUCUUGGUGUCGUAGAGGUACUGUCAAAACAAGUUCUUUGUCUUUCAACAUGAUUCCUUCAGGGCACAUCAACGAAUUACACGACAGUGAUCAUGACCAUCAUCAUGUUGUCAUAUACUACGUUUAAUAUUUGCUGCUUAUCUUCCUGAAACUGGAAGCGCGUUGAGCCGACGUCAUCGAUUCGGCAGGGAAGAAAAGAAACCAUUUUUUGUAGUAUUAGUUCUUGUACAAGUAAUACAUCUGAAUUAGUCUAGACAGAGACACAGUCAACACGGUAAUAAUCGGCUCGCCCGUAGUUACACUUACAGUAUGAACACGUUAAAAGAAUUAGGUACCUACUAUCUAGAGGUAGAAGAUAGAGAAACAAAAAUAGACCACGAAGGACAAACUACGUUUGUUGCUUUUGUGUCCUCUCCAUGCAAUUGAUUCCGAGUCAUUUUUGUGCUUUGGAGAUACACACAAGCUACUAGAGCAGACGAGAAGCUGCUCGAGAUGAAGCUCUAUGUGAGCUCUUUUUAGACUAUGCCAUGUAAUACUAAUAUUUUUUUAGCAUAAUAUAUAAGUUUAUGAAGACUAAGUUUGAAGCAGGUCGUUGUAAUCAUGUGACAUUGCCAUUGCGUUAGAAAAACAGAUACUGCUACCUUUCCAGGCGAGUCGGCGACUUUUAUUGCUGGACCGACUACAUAGAGUAGAAGAUUUUUUAGACCAGGUCUAGCUGCACGAGGCCUUGCCCUUCUCUUUCUUUUCAUUGUAUUCAUUCUCACUCUUCCUUUAGAAUUUCUUGCCAAUCAAUAUAAAUCCUGCCUCGCCGAGAAAGAGACACGAACACAGUUGCAUCUGAAUACCUGCUCUUGCUUUUUGCAAAAGCGGAGCAAAGCCUGCCAAAAAUCGCAUGCCAGAUCACUCUUAGUCUUAAUUUUUGUUGAAGUUGGCUUUUUCUGGAGAAAGCCGAAGUUCAGGAAAAGCAGACCGUGC